This is a messenger RNA of Nannizzia gypsea CBS 118893, 906 nucleotides long. RefSeq lists its product as hypothetical. NCBI's taxonomy places the organism in Eukaryota, Fungi, Ascomycota, Eurotiomycetes, Onygenales, Arthrodermataceae. The transcript has a single exon. Bases 1 to 906 code for a protein of 301 amino acids. The record is from RefSeq and is a predicted model, not a curated record.
AUGUCUCCCAUCCCCCAUUUGCCUACCAAAUCGCAAAAUGAUCUCAGCUCUGGGUUCCACCUGGCUGAUGGACGAGGAUACAUGCUUGACCGUGGCUAUUUUGCCUCUUCCAGGCUGAAUUUCCAGUUUUACCUCUGGAAAGAGUCUUUGCAUUUUAACUUGCAUCCAUCUAUUUCUACACCGGUGCAAAAUUUGCGAGUUGCAGAUGUUGCUACAGGAACUGGAUUGUGGCUGUUUGACCUAGCUCGGGAGCUACCGGAGUCAGCACAGCUAGAUGGAUUUGAUAUCAGCCUUGCAAAUGCUCCUCACAAGCAAUGGUGGCCGCAGAAUGUCACAUUAAGACAGUGGGAUAUCUUUGAUGAUGUGCCAGAAGAAAUGAUUGGGAAAUAUGACAUCGUCCACCUAAGAUUAUUAAUUCUUGUCGUUGAAAACAGCGAUCCAAGGCCUAUCAUUCAAAAGGUCCAUAAGAUGUUAAAGCCCGGUGGCUACAUUCAAUGGGAUGACCUGAAUUACCCGGAUACACAUGUCAGAACUCCACUGUUAUCAUCAUCAACCUCAACUCCGGCAUUUGAUUCCCUACGAGAGUUUGUAUACUCCAACGGGAGACACGAUUGGGUACUGCAACUCCCAGGAAUCCUCACCAGCGAGGGGUUUGAGGGGGCCAGACAGUUCAACUACGUGGAUCGGCCUGAUCUCACAAAAGCAAAUGGAGAUCAACAUCUUCUAACAAUGGAAGAGUUUGCAACGACCCUGGCGGCUGCAGGCAAUCGUCAGGCCUCGGAGAAGAUAUUCAAUUUGAUUGGAGAUGUUUAUCAGGAGUCAUUGGCUGGAGCAGCUCUGUCUAUGCCACGGGUUGUGAGCAUUGCCCGGAAACAAAGUGGCGAUACACCACACUCUGUAUUAUAA